AUUUUUCAAACGAGUGAACUGGCAACAUGUCAAGCCCCCAGAACAACAACAACAGCAGCUGGAUCAGUUGGUUCUUCGGGAUAAAGGGCAACGAGUUCCUCUUCCGCGUGCCCAUCGACUACAUUCAUGAGACGUUCAACCAGAUGAGCCUGGAGUACUUCACCGAGACACUGCAAGUAAUCCUGAAUCCGGUGUUCGACAGUUCCUUGGACUGGGUCUUCGGCGAUGAGGAGAAGUGGUACGGCAUGAUCCACGCCCGAUACAUCAUGUCGGAGCGAGGCGUGGAUGAUAUACGCCAAAAGUAUAAGAAAGGGGACUUCGAGGUGUGUCCAAAGCUCACCAAUAGGUAGAAAACCCUUCCUGUAACGACUUUUACGAGCUGCGAUC
This is a messenger RNA of Drosophila mauritiana, 387 nucleotides long. Its product is annotated as stellate protein CG33237-like. The transcript is spliced from 2 exons. The record is from RefSeq and is a predicted model, not a curated record. NCBI's taxonomy places the organism in Eukaryota, Metazoa, Arthropoda, Insecta, Diptera, Drosophilidae. Gene Ontology annotation, cellular component: cytoplasm; protein kinase CK2 complex. Gene Ontology annotation, molecular function: protein kinase regulator activity. The coding region runs from base 27 to 350 and encodes 107 amino acids.